This is a messenger RNA of Python bivittatus (Burmese python), 1024 nucleotides long. NCBI's taxonomy places the organism in Eukaryota, Metazoa, Chordata, Lepidosauria, Squamata, Pythonidae. The record is from RefSeq and is a predicted model, not a curated record.
AUGCACAUCUACAUCUUCGUUCCUAUAGAUCUAAAAUUCGAACAGUUCGGUUUAUGUUGUGGAGACAUCCUUAUAAUUUCAGCUUGAAAGCUCCAAAGACCACCACCUGGUUCGAACACUUCUGCCUAGCUUAAAAAUAUACUUUUUCACCAUCAUGAAGUUUCUUUCUCUCUUCCUUUUUGCUCUCCUGGCAGCUACAGCUACAGCAAAGUCCUUAAACUGUUAUGAAUCUGGGACAUCUCAGGUUUGUACCAGUGGCAAAUGCUUUUCACAAGAAGAAGAAAAUGACAUUGUAGGUGGGAAGUCGGGGGAAAAAUACAGUUUACAAAGCUGCCUUCCAUCAUGCAAAGAACUCAACAUAAAACUCACAUUUGGAGAAAAAAAAUAUUUCAGGGCAGCUACCAAAUGCUGUGACACGGACAACUGCAAUACUAUUCCUGCAGUACCUAGCGCAGAUGCGAAAAACAGCAAUUUGGAGUGCCCUGCAUGUUUUGCUUUCUCUUCCACCUACUGCGAGGCCACAGUGAUCAAAUGUCCUGAAUCAGAGAACCAAUGCGUGAACAUUACUGGGAAGCUUUCUGACGCUUCUGGAAUAAAAUCCUUCUAUGGUAGAGGUUGUACUACACCUGCAGCAAAGAACAUUACUAUCGGUGACGCUAUAGCCACAAAUAAAGACUCCUGGCUUGAAAUUGCUGGCAUCAGCAUGGAGAAAGCUACAGGUAGUUCAUGGUCAGUUCGAGGAAGCUUCACAGUUACCCUCCUCUCUGGUCUUAUUGGAAUCCAGCUGACCAACUUCUUUUAUUGAUCUUGGUUUCCUGUAUUGAAAAAGCAUCUGAGUCCCAAAGAAUUAAGGAUGUGGCUCAUUUGGACAGUUGAGGUGUAACUUAACCCCAAAGAUGUUUCAAUGUUACCUCUGAGAAAUUACGUUUUUGUGUCAGUACUAUGUGAUUUUUUAAAAACGUUUUAAUAAGUUUCAGUCAUUAUGCCUAAUUCAUUAAAAGGAUUUUCCCAAUCUCUGACAUUA